CCAUAAAAUCCCGGAACUUACGGCCUACCGGAACUCGCGGCGAAACACUAUAACAUAUCAAUCUAAGAAUGCUUUAUUUUUUAACAAUAAAUACAAACUGAACCAUAGAAACGUGUUUUUUUCCGUUCGGUUCUUGGUUCGGUCUCUGAUAGCGCAAAAUUUUCUAAUGACCGGCAAUCUAAUAAUGAGAUCCCCUAGACAAAUUGGUCAGAAAUUAUUAAUUAUUUAUUUGGAUUGUUUACAAACACAUUUUUUACCUAAAUUUUAUUUUGUUUAUUUUUUAAAGAAAAUGCCAAUUCCAUUACUCCAAACACCUCCUUACUCAAUUUCUUCUACGGAUAGUGCCAAUUCAUCAUCAAAAGAUGUAAUAACUACUCCAUCCAAUGAAGAAUUAUUUAAUAAACAAACAAAAAAUAAUUUAAAUUCUCCAAAUAUUUAUUGGCAAGAAGAAUUGGAUAAACAAGUAAAAGAAAAGAAAAUGACAGAAAUGGUUGAAGCAGAAAAACGUUUAGAGGAACAGAAAGUUUUGGAACGUGAAGCUAAACUUAAAUUUGAACGUGAAGAGAAAGAAAGAGCAGCUGAGGAACAGAAAAGAACACAGAAAUUUGAAAUUCGAGAUCAAUACAAUCAAGCUUGUUUGGAUGGUAUUCAACAAGCUAACAAAGAGGCAGAAGCUUUAAAACGUGCAAAAUUGUAUCGGCACAUUCUUCUUGAUGGGCAGGCUGAUUUAGAAACUUCUAAGAAAGUGUUAAAAAUUGAUGACGAUCAACUUGUUGUUAAUGUUUUGAGACAAGUUUGUAUUUAG
This is a messenger RNA of Meloidogyne enterolobii, 805 nucleotides long. The record is from the annotation of a GenBank genome assembly. Lineage: Eukaryota; Metazoa; Nematoda; Chromadorea; Rhabditida; Meloidogynidae.